AUGGUGAUGGCCUACGAUGAGCAGAUCAAGCGAGACUUGUCGUCUGGCCGACUUCUAGCGCGCGAGCUUCGUAUUCUCCGAGCGGAACGCGUCAAGUGCGAUACAAUCCGUCGGGGCACGGCAGCGUACGAAGCAGCACUUGCUCGACACGAUCCGUACGCUAAGGAACUCGUUCGAGAACGCUACGGCUUCAUCCAUCGAGUGGAGUGUGCGCUGUGCACAUUCCCGUUCCUCCCAGUGAACCUGCCGCAUCGCGUGUCGUUCAAGUGCAUCAUGGACCUGCACGAGUUCUGGGGCUACACGCCGCCUCAACGCGAAGUUGCGGCUCGAUAUCGACCGCCACUUUGCUACGACGCGGUGCGUGUCUGUCGGAUGUGUGGGCCGAUCCUCUUCCAGCACACCACAGCCACGCCCAGCGUGAUCGACGAGCAACUGAGCCCGACAAUGCCUCGCGCUAGCUCACUGAGCGCUCUCAGCACCACCGGCAAAAUGUCUCCCAAGACGAAAGCUCGAGCUGCGAUAGUCGACACCGAAAGCGUCGAGCGACGGACGUUCUGUUCCGACCCGUACGCCUUACCGCCAUUGUUUGGCGACGAUUUGAUCGAGGAUGGAGAGAGCUACGGGGUCGAAGACGUGCCGAGCGAAGUGCUGCGAGGCAAUGGUGCUGGAGCAGCGCAGGAGUUCCCGGCCAAGGCAAUUGUGUACUCCCAGCAACAGACGAACACUGUGGCGUUCAUGAGCUCCAAGGAAUGGGAGAGAUGGAUGGAAACCGAAGCAUUGCAUUGA
This is a messenger RNA of Phytophthora sojae, 786 nucleotides long. RefSeq lists its product as hypothetical. Lineage: Eukaryota; Oomycota; Peronosporomycetes; Peronosporales; Peronosporaceae. The transcript is spliced from 2 exons. The record is from RefSeq and is a predicted model, not a curated record. The coding region runs from base 1 to 786 and encodes 261 amino acids.